This is a messenger RNA of Pochonia chlamydosporia 170, 906 nucleotides long. RefSeq names its product calcium/proton exchanger. Gene Ontology annotation, cellular component: fungal-type vacuole membrane. Gene Ontology annotation, molecular function: calcium:proton antiporter activity. The transcript has a single exon. The coding region runs from base 1 to 906 and encodes 301 amino acids. Lineage: Eukaryota; Fungi; Ascomycota; Sordariomycetes; Hypocreales; Clavicipitaceae. Gene Ontology annotation, biological process: intracellular calcium ion homeostasis; calcium ion transmembrane transport. The record is from RefSeq and is a predicted model, not a curated record.
AUGUUGCUUCGGAAACAUGAGUACACAGUCUUACAGACAUCCAUUACUGGCGGAAUACUGGCGAACAUCUUGUUUUUACUAGGGGUCAGUAUUAUUGCAGGUUGUUGCCGUCACUAUCAAAAUCUCAACCGAACUGCAGCACACCUGGCUAGCAGUUUGCUAUUUCUUUCUGCAACCAGUCUGCUUAUUCCCACUGCGGCAAAACUAUUACAACAAUCGAAGGGAAGAGACCUCCUCAGACAGUCUAGAGGAGUAUCUAUCGUCCUAAUCGUAGUUUAUUUGUGCUUCGUGAUUUGUGAGCAGUGGACAAGUUACGGAGCAUUCGACGAGGGAUCAGACGGGGAAUCAGACGGGGAAUCAGACGGGGAAUCAGACGGGGAAUCAGACGGGGAAUCAGACGGGGAAGGAAAACCCCCAGCUGUUCGUCCUGUCAGUCAUAACAAAAAAAUCAAACAAGAGGCACCACCUGAAUCAAAGAAACAAGACAACUCAAAAAAUCAAGACAUUGAUCCUCAUCUUCAUCCUAUUACUGCAAUCUUGCUCCUCGCAUCUGGCACGGCACUCCUAUACUUCAACAUCGAAUAUGCAGUAGAAAGCCUAGAAACGGUUAACAAAUCACUCAACCUGACAAAAGCAUUUAUAGGUCUCAUUAUCUUCCCGUUGGCAAAUUGCGACUACGCCCCUUUCAUGUUAGCAUACAAGGGCCACUUGAGCCAGACAGUGACGCAAACGGUUGGAAAGAGCAUCCAAACUGCAUUAUUCGUGAUGCCUUGCAUUGUUGUUAUCGCUUGGAUAUGGCAAUUAAGCGAGGUGACCUUGGUCUUUGACGGGUUCGAGGUUGUGAGCCUCUUCGUCGCAGUGCUUCUACUAAAUGUGCUGAUGAUAGAUGGAAGAUUUCAUUGGUAA